AUGGCUGUCAUGAGAGAUCAUCCGUUGGACGUGGGUGCCGACAUAUUCUCAAUUCUGGCCCUUGAGCAUGGGCAUGUGCUCCUGUGGGAACCCGUCAUCUUCGCCGGACUCGCUGGUGUCCUAACUCCUAACCAGGCUGAGACGCCCACAAGGCUGUGUUUCAAGUUCCAACUCUCGUGCAUGAUGUUGGGGAAGGGAGCACUUGCCGAGGAAGAGACUCCAUCCAGAGUUAUGACGCUUGGAGUGAAAUUUAACACCCAUACCAAGCGAUUGUUGGCCUUCCAUCAGAUCAGUGUGGGAAGUCGUGGAAGAUGCCGUUUCGCCCUCACCGAACACAACAAAGAACCCCCUGUCCAGGAUGCAAACAAUGCAACAUGGUGGGAUCGGCCACGCCACAGGGACAACUUCGGUAAGACACUCGACUUACUAUCUACACCUCAAACACCCGAUCGACAAGGCGUCUUCCCUUAUCUUAUCGCUGUGAAUGUUGAGGCAGACCUUUUUGAAAAGAAGAACUUGCCCUCUAUGGCGAAUGAAAAAACAUAUUUUGGUGUUUUUGACCUUUGA
Molecule: messenger RNA, 567 nt
Organism: Aspergillus sclerotioniger CBS 115572
Lineage: Eukaryota; Fungi; Ascomycota; Eurotiomycetes; Eurotiales; Aspergillaceae
Exons: 3
Coding region: 1-567 (188 amino acids)
Source: RefSeq, a predicted model, not a curated record